CAGCGCUCCGUAAGAGGGACAGUCUCUUUCGAGUACAGCGGACGAGCAGCAAUCGAAUUCACAGUCAGUAUAACAGGAACACACCCACCCACACACACACGAACAGUCCCCACACGAACAGUCCUUCGCUGUCUGGAGUCCAGCGCUCCCUCGGAGUUUGCGUGUGCUUUUUUUUUGGAUGGAAACCCCCAUUCGAAAAAAGCUCCACAUCUGCAUGCCUUGAUUUUCGUUGAUUUCGUGCAACCAUGAACAAUAGCCGGAGUGAUCGACACUUCUUCUUGCUUGCUUUUCUGCUUUUAUUGGUUACACAAAGCUGCUUCGUACAGGCAAACUCUUUGACCAAUCAUGGCGUACACGAUUAUACGGAGAACGCGAAUCAUCGUGGACUUUUAGGAACGUACGAUAUUGGGUUCGACGACGUUUCAAAUACCAUCGAUACCGUCACGGUCGACUUUAAGAAUGGAGAUGGCGGUGUCAAUAUCACCGGAAGGUUUGAGAUUUGGGUGCCCACUUCCAACGCUCAGAACAACAUUGAUCUCGCCUGUGAUGGUGAGCUCUACACCGGCAAUCAAAUUGAAGUCAGUAACAGUACGACGAUUACCGAUCCGUCCUCCUCCUUUGUCUUUAGCUUUGCCAGCAACAUCACUUCGGCUAGUCCUUUUUACUACACUGACGGUAGUGGCGCCGAUCUUGUCGUGUGUGUUAAAUUUAUACUUACGGAUGGUGCGACCGACCAGAAUAGCCGAGAGAUUGCCAUCAAAGUAAAUGUUGAUUCUAGCCUUGACAUUGAAAGUGUCAAUUUUCUCGAUACGGCAUCCGCAGCCCCCGCUACUGAUUCGGACGGAACGAUUGUGUAUGCAAUUUCUGUUGACCUUUGCGACUCCGCGCCCAGCUCCAUUGUUAUUGGCGACUUGGUUCCAUUCUGCUUUUUCGCGGCUCAAUAUCCGUUGGCCCAUUUGGAUUCUGUCGAGACUCUCACCAUUACGUACGGAUCAACCGAACUCGCGGUACUGGCCAGCGGUAGUCCAUCGUCAAGUCUGGCCGGUUUACUCGAUGGUCCCCAGAGCAGCGGUGGUUGUCCUAGUAACGAGUGCAUUCAGUACGGUGUCGCUUUCCCACCGUCCUUUAUUGACGCCACGGAGGUAGAGAUCGUUGGUGAAGCUAUUCUGCGAAUUGGUAGAUCACGCAAUAUGUUUCUGCGACGACUCCAGGUGCAAGCCAUUGUUACGGUGGAUCGCUUACUGAGUGAAAGUCAUACGCAACACCAACCAUUCCGAGUGCGUUUAGUUUUACCCAGCGCUGUCGUACAAGGUGAUACGCAGGAGGUAGCCCGUCGUGGUUUCCAUGCGACAGUGUCUUCGCGCCAAUAUUCUCCACUGAUACUCAUGGCCCUGUUGGCGACACUCGCUGUAUGCACGGCUUGGCUUCUUUGGCGAAGACAGCGCAAGCAAAAGAUGGUGGCAACAGAAUCCUCGCUUUGAAGGGGAUGGAUAGCGACUCCCACGGAAUACUCAAUCUAAGUUUUAGCAAUAUGUUAGCGUAGUUUUU
This is a messenger RNA of Phaeodactylum tricornutum CCAP 1055/1, 1548 nucleotides long. RefSeq lists its product with no specific name. The record is from RefSeq and is a predicted model, not a curated record. NCBI's taxonomy places the organism in Eukaryota, Bacillariophyta, Bacillariophyceae, Surirellales, Neidiaceae. The coding region runs from base 246 to 1481 and encodes 411 amino acids. The transcript is spliced from 4 exons.